UUUUUCUCCUUCUCUCUCUUUCUAGCUUUCUCGAAAAGAAAAAUUUGAAAGAAAAAGAAAAAAAAGGAGAGAUGGAACCAGACGAUACCCCUCACCACCACCAUCACCACCACCACCACCACCACUCUCUCACUCCAUCUUACUACUCCACCUCAGCACAACCCACCGGCAACAAUCCCAACGCCGGCGGCGGGCCUGCUUCCUCAUCCGCCGGUGCAAUUACUCAUUCUCCGACCAAUGGUCUCCUGCCUCCCCCGCCAAACAGCAGCGGUGGCUCCGACUCGGCCUCCGCUCAUCACAUGGUCUACCCUCACUCCGUAGGCCCCUCCUCGGCCGCAGUGUCUCAGGCGCCGGUCGAUCCGGUCAGGAGGAAGAGGGGCAGGCCGAGGAAGUACGGGACUCCCGAGCAAGCUUUGGCGGCCAAGAGGACGGCGGCGGCUUCCUCUGCUUCCAGUGCUAGGGAGAAGAGGGAGAGCGGCGGUUCUGCUUCGUAUCCUGGCUUCUCGAAGAAGUCCCACCACCACUUGGGUACUCCCGGUAGAAUCUGGGGUAACACGGGAGUCGGUUUUACUCCACAUAUAAUUUCUGUAGCUGCCGGCGAGGAUGUUGCCCUCAAAAUUAACAUGUUCAUGCAACAAAGUAAGAGUGAGACGUGCAUUUUGUCUGCAUCUGGUGUAAUCGCUAGUGCAUCGAUUCGCCAGCCAGCGACACAAGGAGGCAACAUCACUUAUCAGGGUCGGUUCGAGAUCAUCUCACUGGGUGGAUCUUACAUAAGGUCUGAAACUGGAGGUAGAACUGGUGGGCUUAGUGUGUGUCUGUCUAGAACCGAUGGUCAUAUUAUUGGGGGAGGACUUUGUGGACCUCUAAUUGCCGCGGGCAAUGUUCAGGUGAUUGUAGGAACAUUCACCCUUGAUAACAAGAAAGAUGGUGGUGGUACUAGUAGUAUGAGACCAAUAGAUGCUGCUUCUACUGUUGGUAAGUUGCCAUCCCCGGUUGGUGGGGGACCAUCCUUAUCUGGUAUGAGCUUCCCUUCCCCAGUUGAAUCUACUGGGAGGAAUCCAGUCCGUGAGAAUGAUGACAACCAUCAAAACAUGGGAGGAGGCGCACCUUUCAUGAUUCACAACAGGGCGCCGAGUAUGCACCACAUGGCAUUGGAUUGGAGGAGUGGCCCGGAUCCUAGGGCUGGCAGCACUGGUUAUGACUUGACAGGAAGAACAGGAGGUCUUGGAGGGCACCGGUCGCCUGAAAAUGGCGACUAUGAUCAAGUUCCAGAUUAGGUUUUUGAGGAAGUUGUGCUUCUUUUCUGACUGCUGCCCUUUCUGCUGUCUUCGUCCUCUUCUUUCAUCUUUCUUUUCUCCUUAUAUAGGUACUCUGACAUGCGAAAGCACAUGUACAACCUUUUGAAUCCUUUGAGGAACCCCCAAAUCUACCAUUUCUAGAGAAGAAAGUUACAAUGCUUUAUCUUGAGAAACAAAUAUUGGCACUUUAUUGCUCAAUUUUGAUCCUCUCAUGUUAUUCCUAAAUGUGUACAGAAGCGUACCCCAGGGCAUAUGAAACAUAGCAUACUGUAGCGCACACCUGAUGUUUGAUGAAAUAUCAAGGUGGAGUCUUUCUUUCACAGAUGUGUCAAUACGAUAGAAACUCUGGUCAGAGGAAUGCGUCGAACUGGUCGAAGAUCUAAGCCGGAGCAGUCAAGCAGCUGGGGCUAUUGGCCGUGAAGGCUAGCUGGAGGAGUAGCAACAGCGGCAAGCUUCUUUGCAAGGUGCAAGAGUCGCAAAAUGAGGCCGACGCACGCC
This is a messenger RNA of Linum tenue, 1796 nucleotides long. Lineage: Eukaryota; Viridiplantae; Streptophyta; Magnoliopsida; Malpighiales; Linaceae. The record is from the annotation of a GenBank genome assembly.